CUCGUUCAUUUCGUUGUGGGAUUCGAGAGUAGUGAGUGGCUAAGCAAUGUUGGAUUCUUUCUGGAGAGCUAUUUGGCAGUUUAGUUUCGUAUCUCUUCCUUGUCAUGCGAUUGUAGCAUUUACUGCAUACGCCUUGCCCAAUUUCUGUUCCUUGAUAAGGAGAUAUGGAAUUAAUUAUUAGAUGUCCAUAUUUAGUGGCUUUAAUUUGAAUUGUAAUUUUUCAAACGCACUGGUUAUAGUUAUAGUAGUCUGUAGUUAGUGUAUAGGUCUACCUAGGUUAGGGCCUAAAUGUUUCUUAUCAGCUCCGUACUGUCGUUUUGAUUACAAAUUACAUAGAUGAAAAUCUCUUUGAUAAGUUUUUCAACUUAACAGUAAGGGGAUUCUAUGUAAGAUCAGAGCUUUCCGCUCCGUCGCCCAUGUUUAUACAGCUUACAGGAAAAGAUGUAUGUACAGUAAACAAAUUCCAUCUGGACUUCUAGACUCUCAAAUGAGAGUAGAACAUGUGAUUGGAGGCCCUCCAGCGCGUUGAAUGUUCUCCAGAUGACCCCUGGACAGGAUAUUUGGAAAUCACGCACGUAAUUUGUAACCCUGCGGGGAAUCAAUCCAAGAGUUCGUCAUCAUGAGUCAGCACCUCAAUGACCUUUGUUGGUCAACUUUAGUCCUGGGAUUGACGAUGACCAUAACAAGGACAUUUCAGAUCGUGCACGGAGAGAUAGAUUGCCAGGGACACGCCAGAAUGACCACACUCAAAAACUGUUUCCUCAACAGCGGCAUUGAGGCUCCAAGUCUACCGCAGGAAGGUUCUGAUGCCGCUGGUGGCGGAGGGGGCAAUUUCAUGGACACUAUUCUCAUGAGGUCCCCAGAGGAGUUCUGUCAAAAUAAGGUUCAGUUCAAGUCAGCCUUUGAAUGUGCUAUGACUUCCAGCAUCCAGUGUUUCCCCCAAGAACUUAACGGGUACAUCGCCCAGCCUGAGAUGAUGAGGCUCUUCCUGGACCAGCUGUGUGAAAACGUCACAUACAAAGAUGGAGAAUGUGUUCAAAGUAAACAUAAAGGUCUUCACCAAUGCCUGGAGAACAAAAAGUCCAACUAUUUACAAGGGUUGCUGAAACGGUCAAAGAGCAAUGAGAAGACGCUGAAAGAUAUCACAGAGUACAUUUGCAAAUACUUCGUCUUCUAUAUGAUGUGUCUUAAGACAGAGGCCAGCUCCUGUGGAUGUAAUGUCACCAGCCUGUAUCAACGUCUGCUUGGAGAUAUUCUCUAUCCGCCUGCUUGCCCUCGGUCACUGGUCACGUCAGAAUACUCCUGCAAGGCCGCAGUCAUCCGGUGGUCAAGAAUGGGGAUAUUACUCUGUGUUUUAUGGGUGACAGUCUUCUGGAUGUAAUUUAAUAGGAAAAUUUUGUGCUAUAAUGAUUGGACAAAAAGAUAUACUAGAAUGAUUGGACAAAAAGAUAUACUAGAAUGAUUGGACAAAAAGAUAUACUAGAAUGAUUGGACAAAAAGAUAUACUAGAAUGAUUGGACAAAAAGAUAUACUAGAAUGAUUGGACAAAAAGAUAUACUAGAAUGAUUGGACAAAAAGAUAUACUAGAAUGAUUGGACAAAAAUAUAUACUAGAAUGAUUGGGCAAAAAGAUAUACUAGAAUGAUUGGGCAAAAAGAUAUACUAGAAUGAUUGGACAAAAAGAUAUACUAGAAUGAUUGGACAAAAAGAUAUACUAGAAUGAUUGGACAAAAAGAUAUACUAGAAUGAUUGGACAAAAAGAUAUACUAGAAUGAUUGGGCAAAAAGAUAUACUAGAAUGAUUGGGCAAAAAGAUAUACUAGAAUGAUUGAGCAAAAAAUUAUAUACUAGAAUGAUUGGACAAAAAGAUAUACUAGAAUGAUUGGACAAAAAGAUAUACUAGAAUGAUUGGGAAAAAAGAUAUACUAGAAUGAUUGGACAAAAAGAUAUACUAGAAUGAUUGGACAAAAAGAUAUACGAGAAUGAUUGGACAAAAAGAUAUACUAGAAUGAUUGGGCAAAAAGAUAUACUAGAAUGAUUGGACAAAAAGAUAUACUAGAAUGAUUGGGCAAAAAGAUAUACUAGAAUGAUUGGACAAAAAGAUAUACUAGAAUGAUUGGCCAAAAAGAUAUACUAGAAUGAUUGGACAAAAAGAUAUACUAGAAUGAUUGGGAAAAAAGAUAUACUAGAAUGAUUGGGAAAAAAGAUAUACUAGAAUGAUUGGGAAAAAAGAUAUACUAGAAUGAUUGGGAAAAAAGAUAUACUAGAAUGACAGGGCAAAAAUAUAUUACAAUGAUUAGACAAAAAGAUAUACUAGAAUGAUUGGACAAAAAGAUAUACCAGAAUGAUUGAGCAAAAAGAUAUACCAGAAUGAUUGAGCAAAAAGAUAUACUAGAAUGAUUGGGCAAAAAGAUAUACUAGAAUGAUUGGACAAAAAGAUAUACCAGAAUGAUUGGGCAAAAAGAUAUACUCAAAUAAUUGGACAAAAA
This is a messenger RNA of Biomphalaria glabrata, 2487 nucleotides long. RefSeq lists its product as uncharacterized. Bases 620 to 1381 code for a protein of 253 amino acids. NCBI's taxonomy places the organism in Eukaryota, Metazoa, Mollusca, Gastropoda, Planorbidae. The record is from RefSeq and is a predicted model, not a curated record. The transcript is spliced from 6 exons.